GUGGACUCAAGCGCCCGUCGUACUUUUAGUCCCGUACAAGCUCGAGGGAGCAAGAGACGCUGAGCGCACAGGCAGACGGUCGCUUUCGCCAUUGACGACACGCGGAGAGCGGGACGGCGAAAACAGCACACGUGGCGGUGUUGUGUCCGAUCCUCGCCGCAUUGGUUCGGGCUCAAACCCACCACCUUUCCCUCGUAUCUCGUCCAAUCGAGGAUGUCGGCGUUGUUCAAACGCACAGCACCCUCCUCCUCAAUGAAAAAGCAGCAGUUUCUGUUGCCAGUCCCAGGAGAUAGCGUCGACGAAGUGUUCGACGGAACUACGUCCUACAGCAGCGCAGCCUCGACCGCACGCACCAGCAUCAGCUCGAGCGGCAGCGGCUUCUUGGAUCCCUCGAGCGCAUUCCCAUCCAUAGAUAGCAGCAGGAGCGAAAAGGGUGGCAGCUCCAGUGGAAGCAGAAGCCCCAGAGCGUUCGCAAGUCGCAUGCUCAGUAGGCAGUCCAGUCGACAGUCGGUCCGGGGCGCUGCGUCCGACCAAGCAAGCGCAGGCAUGGCUGCUGGAGACGCCACACCCUGCACCAGCGCGAGUGGUGGCAAUGGCGGGGAUGAGAACGAGUACUUUUUAGGAACGUCGCUCAAUUCUGCUUUGCAAAGCUUAUCCGUGGAUGCGCAGCUGAAUAGCAGCAACGUCCGCUCGCCAUUACGCAACUGCACCGAUGCGCCUUCGUCCUCUUUGCCAGCACCUGCCUGUGCAAGCAAAGCGGCGCGUUCGCCAGGAAAUGCGCUACCUUCAGGGUCUCAAUGUGUCAGGCCUGGCUGGCGUGCGAUGCCAGGUCACGUCGGCAAUCUAACCGCAGCGCAAGAGAAGACGCUCGUGGCAUUCGCGCAAACGUUGCAAGCCGCAGGACUGCUGCAUCCUUUCCCCACUCCCGAGGACCCCAUCGAUCUGGCCGCCCUCUCUCAGCCAUUACACAGCGCAACGCACGAUCGAGGCACAUCGAGCGACACUGCCACGGAUACUGUGUCUCUCCAGCGCAUCCACCUGCUGCGCUGGCUGCGAGCCCGCAACUGGGAUCUCGACGCAGCCAAGGAAAUGUAUGCUAAGGCGCACAAUUGGAAGUUCGACAAGGCUGGCCUCGACCUCGAGCGCAAGCUUGCGCAGGGAUGGGUGUUCGAACAGGAAGAGGAUGUCGCCGCGAACGGCUGGCGCAUGUACUUCCACAAGACCGACAAGCUCGGCCGUCCGAUCUUCAUCCAGGACCUGAGCAACAUCAACACGUCCACAAUCUUCUCUAUCGUGACGCCCGAACAGAUUAUCGAAAAGUUCGCCGUCACGCUCGAAGGCGCCAUGCGCUAUCGCUACUUUGAAUGCAGCAAGGCAGCCGGGCGCGUCGUGGAGGACAACUUUAUGAUCCUCAACGUCGAAGGCUUGGGGUUGUCCACGUUCUGGACGAUGAAGAACCAAUUGCAGGAGCUCAUCUCCAUUCUCGACAACAAUUUUCCCGAGCUGAGUGGGCGUGUGCAAAUCAUCAAUGCCCCCUGGGUCUUCGCCACCAUCUUUGGCUACAUUAAGGGUUGGCUCCCGCCAGCCACGCGUGAAAAGGUCGACAUCAAAGGUGCCGACUAUCGCGAGACGCUCCUCGAGUUCAUCCGCGAGGAGGACCUGCCGAAAUCGAUGUUCGGAAAAUGCACCUGCGUCGGAGGUAAUGACGCCAACGGUGAUAGUGCCAGCAACUGCACCACCCCACCCAACUCGGCAGCCACCAUGACCAGCGACAAUGGCACCGGCACCGGCAGCUGCUUCCGGCGAGCAGUGUCGGCAGGAGCAUUUGCGAGCCACCAGUGCGGGAGAGCGGAUCCCGGUCCGUGGUCUAGCUCUUACACUGAAUUCCUUCUGGGACGGCGGGCGUCCCAGCAAGCUGAAAAGCUGCAGCGGCAAGCCGGGUCGCAGGACGAUGCAGGAAAGGCAGGUGAAGCAGAGCAGACAAGGACAUCAGUACCAACUUUAGGAGCGACCCCGACGACGGAAAACAAGGAGACGGGCGCUGGGCGCGACGAGACAGAACUGAAAGCUGCAGUCGAAGUGAAAGUCGACGCUGUGCGCGCUUGAAAGUUUUACACCGUGCGACCUUUGCGAUGCUUGAAACCACACAAAAGGUAGCUAGCUCAUCAUGGUAUUUCCUCAAGGCCUCCGUCGUCUCAGCUUGGAACGACCUCCUCAGGUUCGACCGGCAUAGCGCAGUGGACGACGGGGAACUUCUCCCAGAGGACGUCUCACGUUUCCGCAGCGCACCUGCCAAGUGGCAUCAGUCGAAGAGCAUUAGCCUUCCAUCAAGAGGCUCUCUAUGCCAGUGAAGCAUCUACUGAGAACGCUGAAGCCAUCAAUUGGGCUGCUCAGUGGUGGCCACCCUGAUGCAACCCGCCGAAUGAUAUUCCCCUUGGGAAAGAAUAUGAUCACUGUGCACCCUCAGCGAUAGACGCGCUCACUGUAAAUGCUUGUACGGAUGUUACACGUACGUGCAAUCAUAUCACUGUUGACGUGAGC
Tilletiaria anomala UBC 951 is the source of this 2541-nucleotide messenger RNA. Its product is annotated as CRAL/TRIO domain-containing protein. The coding region runs from base 253 to 2106 and encodes 617 amino acids. The record is from RefSeq and is a predicted model, not a curated record. The transcript has a single exon. NCBI's taxonomy places the organism in Eukaryota, Fungi, Basidiomycota, Exobasidiomycetes, Georgefischeriales, Tilletiariaceae.